UGAGGCAAACUACAUCUCCCAGGAGGCUGUGCGCGCCCUCCCCCGCCCCCGCCGGCGUCGGGCUCCACCCCUCUGGCUCUUCCUUUCCAAGACUGCACCGCUCACGCCUUCCUGUUAGUCAGAGCUGGGAGAAGUUCACUCCGAUCAGCUGAUCCCAACUGACACUGGAGAGGAGGAAGCCCCGGAGGCAGCUAAGGAGGAGGGGGGCGGAGAUGGAGAUAAGGAUGGAUCCUCCGGUGCCCUAAAGAAUAGCCCCCGCCCCCACCGGCGUCUUGCGGUCCCCCGACGCCUGCUCGCCGCGGCAUGGCAGCUCCUUGGUAUCCCCUGAAAUAUUGACUUGAGGUUGGAUUAUAUUGAAAAGUUCCUGGCCACUCUCUUUCAUCACUAAAACCUGUGGCUGAAGCCCAACCAGUGAACCCACCUCAGUGAACCCAUCAGACCUCUCUCAGAUAGCCAUAAAAGACACUUUCAGUUUAAUUUUGACCACAUAUUUGCCUGCACUUUAUGGAGGAUGAAACUGUCAGACCAAAUCAAUCUUGCUGCUGAUACAAGAAUCUGGGAGGCAGAAAGUUAGAAAUACGAACAUUUGUAUGAAGAGUUAUAAUUGGACACGGAAAGUUACUUUCUUUUGUUUAAAUUAAGGUGUUCAGAACCUUGUGGAAGUUCUGUGCAGUCUUCAGACUCAAAGCUUUUGUCUUCACUCCUGUGGAGCAGCUCAGUGACCGUUGUAUGUGGGUGUUUGCAUUGCACAUUGAGUAUGAGUGCCCAGACUAACCCAGCUGAGAAGGGCCGAAAUCCGGGACUCUCAUGCCAGGAAAGUUAUGCCUGCAGUGGGACAGAUGAAGCUGUCUUUGAGUGUGACGAGUGCUGCAGUCUGCAGUGUCUCCGCUGCGAGGAGGAGCUCCACCGGCAGGAGCGGCUAAGAAACCAUGAGCGGAUAAGGCUCAAACCUGGUCAUAUCCCUUACUGCGACCCCUGCAAGGGCCCCAAUGGGCAUUCACCUGGUGUUAGGCAGAGGGCAGCUGUGAGGUGCCAGACCUGCAAAAUUAACUUGUGCCUGGAGUGCCAGAAGAGGACUCAUUCUGGUGGUAACAAAAGGAGGCACCCAGUUACUGUGUACCAUGUCACUAAGGUCCAGGAGUCACUGGAGGAAGAAGAAAUGGAUGAGGAGACCAAGAGGAAGAAGAUGACUGAGAAGGUUGUGAGUUUCCUUCUAGUAGAUGAAAAUGAAGAAAUUCAGGUAACAAAUGAAGAGGACUUUAUUAGGAAAUUGGACUGCAAACCUGAUCAGCAUCUGAAGGUGGUUUCCAUUUUUGGAAAUACUGGUGAUGGGAAGUCUCAUACCCUCAACCACACUUUCUUUUAUGGCCGUGAAGUCUUCAAAACCUCCCCUGCCCAAGAAUCCUGCACUGUGGGAGUGUGGGCAGCCUAUGACCCAGUCCACAAAGUAGCAGUGAUAGACACGGAAGGGCUCUUAGGGGCCACGGUGAAUCUAAGCCAGAGAACACGGCUGCUGCUUAAAGUCUUGGCCAUCUCAGAUCUGGUAAUCUAUCGAACUCAUGCAGACCGGCUGCAUAAUGACCUCUUCAAGUUCCUUGGGGACGCCUCAGAAGCUUAUCUGAAGCACUUCACUAAGGAGCUCAAGGCUACCACUGCCCGCUGUGGUCUGGAUGUCCCCUUAUCCACCCUGGGCCCUGCUGUCAUCAUUUUUCAUGAGACUGUGCACACACAGUUGCUGGGCUCUGAUCAUCCCUCAGAGGUGCCAGAGAAGCUCAUCCAGGACCGGUUCCGGAAGCUGGGCCGCUUCCCUGAAGCCUUUAGUUCCAUUCACUACAAGGGAACAAGGACUUACAACCCUCCCACAGACUUCUCUGGGCUCCGACGUGCUUUGGAGCAGCAACUAGAGAACAACACCACCCGUUCUCCCCGGCACCCAGGGGUCAUCUUCAAAGCUUUGAAGGCAUUGAGCGACCGCUUCAGCGGUGAGAUUCCCGAUGACCAGAUGGCGCACAGCUCCUUUUUUCCAGAUGAGUACUUCACCUGCUCCUCCUUGUGCCUCAGCUGUGGGGCUGGAUGUAAGAACAGCAUGAACCAUGGGAAGGAAGGAGUGCCUCAUGAAGCCAAGAGCCGCUGCAGAUACUCCCACCAGUAUGACAACCGAGUUUACACCUGCAAGGCCUGCUAUGAGAGAGGCAAGGAAGUCAGCGUAGUGCCCAAAACAUCUGCUUCCACUGACUCCCCCUGGAUGGGUCUUGCAAAAUAUGCCUGGUCUGGGUAUGUGAUCGAAUGUCCUAACUGCGGUGUAGUGUAUCGGAGUCGGCAGUACUGGUUUGGGAACCAGGACCCCGUGGACACAGUGGUGCGGACAGAGAUUGUGCAUGUGUGGCCUGGAACCGAUGCAUUUCUGAAGGACAACAACAAUGCCGCCCAGCGCCUGUUGGACGGGAUGAACUUCAUGGCUCAGUCCGUGUCCGAGCUUAGCCUUGGGCCCACCAAGGCUGUGACUUCUUGGCUGACAGACCAGAUUGCCCCUGCCUACUGGAGACCUAACUCCCAGAUUCUGAGCUGCAGCAAGUGUGCGACAUCAUUUAAAGAUAAUGACACGAAGCAUCACUGCCGGGCCUGUGGGGAGGGCUUCUGUGACAGCUGUUCAUCCAAGACCCGGCCAGUGCCCGAGCGGGGCUGGGGCCCUGCGCCUGUGCGUGUGUGUGACAACUGCUACGACGCCAGGAAUGUCCAGUUAGAUGUUGCUGAGGCACAGGUGGAUGAUGAAGGUGGAACACUGAUUGCUCGGAAGGUGGGCGAGGCCGUGCAGAACACUCUAGGAGCUGUGGUGACAGCCAUUGACAUACCCCUAGGUCUGGUAAAGGAUGCGGCCAGGCCAGCAUACUGGGUGCCUGACCAUGAGAUCCUGCACUGCCACAACUGCCGGAAGGAGUUCAGCAUCAAGCUUUCCAAGCACCACUGCCGGGCCUGCGGACAAGGCUUCUGUGAUGAGUGCUCCCAUGACCGCCGGGCUGUCCCCUCUCGUGGCUGGGACCAUCCUGUCCGAGUCUGCUUUAACUGCAAUAAAAAGCCUGGUGACCUUUAACCCCAGCUCCCUCUCCAAGUCCUUCACAAUUCCUUAGGUUCUCAGGGUUAGAAACAAAAAUCUCGUCGGGGUAGGCCCUCCUCCUGGUCAUCUGUCGAGCUGUGUGCCCUCUCCUCUAUUCAUCCUGGAGCCAGUUUCCCUCCAUGGGGAGUGCGGCAGAUGCCAAAGCUGGGGUGAGCCUGGCGGCUGGCCCAGGGGCAUGAACCCCUCAGUGCAGGGGAGCGAGCAGCUCGUAGCAAGGGGAAUGAACCUGAAUCCGUUGCAUUUAUUUCAGUUAAAAAUAAUAAAUAUAAAUAUAUACAUAUACCCGUAUAUACAUACAUACGAAAGGAACUUGGAGUGUAUUCAGGCUGCCGUUGGCGGCGAAGACUCCUCACAGCUGGUGCCCAGCACAGGGAUAGGCUGGCAUUGGCAGCAGGUCUUCCCCACAGAGCUGAGCCAGCUCCAAAGUCACUUUGUUGCUAGUCACCUUUUGCUCUUCUCUCCGAGUCUCAGAAGCCUCUCCUUCCCUUGCCUUUUCCCUUUAUGACUCUCAGCUGCCUGCGGAAGUGAGCUUCUCAGGUACUGCCUGCUUGGAACGGCCUGAGGGGAGCUCAAAGUGAGCUCUCAGAGGAGUCGCUAUCCCAGUUCUCGGCCUAAGCCUGUUUCAGUCAGAGACCACCCAACCUAGUGUGUGGGUCACCAGAGUGGGUGGAGGGUGAGGGGUAGGGUCCUCAGCCCUGAGAAGUCAAAAUGCAGGUGACGUGAUGCCUCCUGUACCUGGAGAGAAUGCCAAAGGAAUGGGCCUUUCCCGGCAGCGGUUCCUGCUUGUGGCCACUUCUGUGUGUCUCCCACUAGGCUUUCCUAAAAGGCGGCCACCCUGCUUCUAAAUUAAAGCAUCUGCUACCCUCCCCUCUCCCGCCCCCUCAAUCUGCUUCUGAGUGUCUCGCUAGGAUUUUUAUUGCUUAUUUUAAAGUGUCUUAAUUCUUUGUUCCCAGACACACGACCCCUCUAGGUGUUACUGGAGGGGUGAUAGUGAGAAAUCUUCCAGGGAAACAGAGCACAGAAUGGACUGUUAGUUUUUAAGUAUAUCAAUAAUUCAACAGAUCAUAAAGAAAAAAAAUUAUCUCUUCAGUCCUUGCAAGAGAAGUAAAGUGAACUUUUGUUUGUCAUCAAGAGAUUGGACAUCCAUAUCUGUCGUGACUGGAAAGAGAUUGUUGUGCUGAAAUCCUGUCAUCAUGGUGGAUUUUAUCUUCAGUGGCCAAAAACGAAGAAUUAAAAGCAACAUCGUUCUUGACUGAACUGGGUGGGUGGGUUGAGCUUCUGGGAGGUUAGUGAGCGGUCCCUGUGGCGUGGGUAUCAAUGUGACGUGAGCCCUGGAGACCUGUUCCCUUACUGCCUCCUGUGGCCCAGUGACUGAGGCCCUACUCUAGAAUUGUGUAUUAUCAAAUUUGCCAUUAUAAAGGAUCUUCCUGC
This is a messenger RNA of Trichechus manatus latirostris (Florida manatee), 4546 nucleotides long. RefSeq names its product zinc finger FYVE-type containing 1 (gene ZFYVE1). The record is from RefSeq and is a predicted model, not a curated record. Gene Ontology annotation, biological process: lipid droplet formation. The coding region runs from base 758 to 3091 and encodes 777 amino acids. Gene Ontology annotation, molecular function: 1-phosphatidylinositol binding; phosphatidylinositol-3,4-bisphosphate binding; phosphatidylinositol-3-phosphate binding. Gene Ontology annotation, cellular component: lipid droplet. Lineage: Eukaryota; Metazoa; Chordata; Mammalia; Sirenia; Trichechidae. The transcript is spliced from 12 exons.